GCAUGAUGAGGCAAUCACUAGGAGAUGGUAGAUUAAAAACAUGCUUUUUCCCACGAUUCAAACUAGCGUAUAGCCGAAGUGAUAAAACAGAAAAGAGUGCAUCCAUUUUAAAAACAAUAUACGGCUAGACAUGCUGUCUAGAAAUAUUCUCAGCUGGUUAGUGCUACUGACCAUAGCUACUGUUACCAGGAGUGAGCACUAUCACAUUGUGCCAGUGAAUUCAACUGACUUGUGUAAUGACUAUCGAAAUGGAACUUGUUUUACUCUCGAGCAGCUUGUUCGAACCGACUUGUUAUCUGGUGGAGACAAUCUCACCUUGAGCUUUCUACCUGGAGAUCAUGUGUUAACUGAGCAGUUAUUGAUUCUUAACUUCUCACAUGUGCAUCUAACUGGCCUGACGGAAAAUACAACUGUAGUGAGAUUCAAUAGCAAUGGUGUAAUACGUUUUGUUAGUAUUACCAGAUUGAGUAUUGAACGUUUUGGUUUCAUUGGAGCGAAUCUUGGACCACCAAACUCACAUCAAGUAUUGAUCGUUGACAGUGCCCAUGAUGUCUAUAUCAAUGACUGCUACUUCCUGGACUUUGAUUUACUCAUUCAGGCAGAACGGAACAUAGUUAAGAUUACUAAAACUGAAACUGCGACAAUUGAGAGCACUCUCUUUAUGAACAACACUGGACUGGCACUGCACCUUGAGGCUGAUAAUGUGUACAUAACAAAUAGUGUGUUCACUAGAAAUGAUGGAGGUGCAGUUAACAUUGAAUCAAACAACGUACUGAUCAACAACACAGAGUUCAACUACAACAGUGCUAAGAAAAGAGGAGCAUUAAAAGUUGUAUCUGGAACAGUAGUGAUCACUUGGAGCACCUUCACAAAUAACAAUGUUUAUCGGCGGUAUGGUGGAGCGAUUUAUGUUGCCUCAGGCAGUAAUGUGUCCAUCUCCAAUUGUGAGCUGACAAAUAACAGUGCUGGCUGGAAUGGUGGAGCAAUUUAUGUUAGAUCAAGUAGUGUGUCUAUUUCCGGUAGCACAUUGACCAAUAACAGUGCUGACAAAUUUGGUGGAGCAAUUGAUGUUUACUCAAGCAAUGUGUCUAUCUCCGACAGCAUGCUGAAAAACAACACAGCUGAUAAUAGUGGUGGAGCGAUUGGUAUUUUUAAAGGGAGUGUGACCAUUUCCGAUAGCAACCUGACAAACAACAGAGCUAAUUCCAAUAGUGGAGUGAUUAAUGCUGACUUGGGAAAUAUUUCUAUCUCCAACAGCACGCUGACAAAAAACAGUGCUGGCUUGAACGGUGGAGCGAUUCGUGUUAUAUCAGGAUAUGUGUCUAUCUCAGACAGCACACUGACAAACAACAGAGCUAAUCGCUAUGGUGGUGUGAUCGAUAUUCAAAAAGGCAAUGUUUCUAUUUCCAACAGCAUACUGACAAACAACAGUGGUGGCAAGAAUGGUGGCGCUAUUGACAAUUUUUCAAGCAGUUUGUCUAUCUACGACAGCAGACUGACAAACAACACUGCUCACUGGAGUGGUGGAGCGAUUCAUGUUAAGUCAGGGAAUGUUUCUAUCUCAGACAGCACACUGACAAACAACAGAGCUGACAGGAAUGGUGGAGCAAUUGAUACUUCUUCAAGCAUUGUGUCUAUCUCAGACAGUAGACUGACAAAAAACAGUGCUCACUUGAGUGGUGGAGGGAUCGGUGUUUACUCAGGCAGUGUGACCAUCUCUGAUAGCUCACUGACAAACAAUAGAGCUGAUAACCAUGGUGGAGCGAUUGAUAUUGAUUCAGGCAUUGUUUCUAUUUCCAACAGCACACUGAUAAAAAAUAGUUGUGGCAAGAACGGUGGAGCGAUUGACAAUUUUUCAGGCAUUUUGUUUAUCUACGACUGUACCCUGACAAACAACACUGCUAAUAAGAGUGGUGGAGCGAUUGGUGUUCAAUCAGGCAAUGUGUCCAUCUCCGAUAGUACGCUGACAAACAACAGUGCUCAUAUUGGUGGAGCGAUUAAUAUUGACUCAGGAAGUGUAUCUAUCUCUGACAGCACACUGGCAAGUAACUAUGCGGAUGGGAAUGGUGGAGCAAUUCAUACUUACUCAGGCGGUGUAUCCAUCUUCAAUAGCACACUGACAAGUAACAAUGCUGCCGGGAAUGGUGGAGCGAUUGGUGUUUACUCAGGCAAUGUGUCUAUCUCAGAUAGCUCACUGACAAACAACACUGCUGACGGGAAUGGUGGAGUGAUUCAUGGUGACCUUGGCAGUAUUGUGUCGAUCUCUGACAGUAUGCUGAACAACAACACAGCUACCUCUGGAGGAGGGAUAUUUCUGAGAGUAAGUACACUCUUUGUAAAUGAGCCAACAACGAUCAAUCUCAACACAGCACACCAGGAUGGUGGAGGAAUUUAUGCUCAUUCAAGUAGAGUUGAAUUUGAAUCUGCUUUACCGAUUCCAUCAAAUAUACGAAGUGAGAUUAUUGAAAACAUUGCUGAGAAUGGUGGAGGUAUUUAUGCAGUAGCUACAACCAUUAAACUAACUCGAUCACACGUUAACAUUGACUCAAACACAGCAACCGCUAGUGGAGGUGGAGUGUUUCUACGGCAAAGUUCAAGACUGUACUUGUUUAAAAAAAACUAUGAAAGUGCAAAUCAAUUAUAUGUCAAGCUAGCGAUUAACAACAACUUGGCUCAGUACGGAGGGGGAAUAUUUGUGGCGGAUGACACAGAGAGUGGUGCCUGCAGAGGAGGAGUUAUAGAAAAUGGUGCUACUCAAACCAUUUUUGAGGACUGUUUUAUUCAAACAAUCAAUUUGAAUGAAAUCAAGUCGAAAAUAAACCACUUCAACACAUUCAUGACUAACAACACAGCUACCCUGUCAGGAGCAGACAUCUAUGGAGGUUUGUUGGACAGGUGUACAGCAGAACAAAAUGCUGAAUAUCACAAUUCUUCCAAUGGAUUGGACUACAUAUACAAAACUGUAAAACUGUCCACUGAGUUAUCAAUCUCCUCUUCACCUGUUCAAGUAACUUUUUGUAACUAUACACAACGCGAAAACGUUUUCACGAAAAAAGGACACACGUACAAAAUUAGUGUUAUGGCUUUUGACCAAAUUAGAAAUCCAAUCAAUGUCACAAUUAUCAGUUCUGUUAUCACUAAUAGUGGUGUUGGUCGUCUCAAAGAAGGACAGGCUGAACAAGUAGUUGGCAAUCAAUGCACAGAAUUAGAGUACAAUGUAUUCUCACAAGACAGCUCUGCUCAAGUGGAACUCUAUGCUGAUGGUCCAUGCAUGAAUUUGGGAAUUUCGAGACAACUUAUUAAUAUUUCUUUUCUACCCUGCACAUGCCCUGUCGGGCUAAAACCAAUUCAGUCCGAUAUUGAGUGCAAAUGUGACUGUGAUCCAGACUUGCAACAACUAUAUCAGAUAACAAAUUGUUCUGAGGAAAAUGGGACCAUAAAGCUUGAAAGUAAUAACAACAUAUGGAUAGAUACUACCAACGGAACAGGUUAUGUUGUUAGUAACUGUGCAUUUAACUAUUGUGUAGAAAAACCAGUUCACAUCAGUCUAAGCAACCCUGACGAACAGUGUGCUUUCAAUCGAAGUGGUGUCUUGUGUGGAGAAUGUGAACCAGGACUAAGUCUUGUGUUGGCUACGUCAAGAUGUGCACAAUGCUCUGAUGUUUACCUUCUUCUACUAAUACCAUUUGCGCUGGCAGGCAUAUUAUUAGUUGUUGUAAUUCUCGUGCUCAACAUCACUAUAGCAACUGGAAAUAUUCAUGGCCUCAUUUUUUACGCUAACAUAGUAGCUGCUAAUAGAGCAAUUUUCUAUUCUAGAAACAACUUUUUAACAGUUUUUAUAUCAUGGGUGAAUCUUGACCUGGGAAUCGAGACUUGCUUUUACGAUGGAAUGAACGCUCAAGGAAAAGUGCUCCUUCAACUUGUCUUUCCCACUUACCUGUUUCUUCUAAUGCUUUUUAUUAUACUUUUGAGCAAGUACUUUGACUCAUUUGCAAAGCUCCUCUCCAACAGGAACCCAGUUGCUGCCCUAGGCACACUCGUCCUACUCUCUUAUUCUAAAUUUUUACGGUUUAUUGUUGCAGCACUACAAUUCACAGAAUUGCAUUAUCCUGACGGUUCAACCAAGACUGUUUGGUUGUUUGACGGCAAUGUACAAUACUUCACUCCCAUUCGCAUCCCUCAGUUUGUUGCUGCUAUUAUAAUCCUCAUUGCUGGUGUAUUGUUCACUGUGCUGCUCUUCUUUGGACAAUGGUUUCCUCGCUGUUCGAAGGUUAUGAUAUGGACCAAGAACACAUACUACAAUGGUUUCAUGGACGCAUACCAUGCUCCAUUCACUCCCAAGCAUCGCUACUGGGUGGGACUGCUCCUCUUUGCUCUGAUUGCUCAUAAUCUAGUAGCUGCCAUGGCUACAGACACUUCUCUCCCUGUUCUAUCUGCUGGGUGUAUUGCAUUCGGACUGAUAGCAUUGAACAACCGAGUGUAUAAAAAGCGACUUAAUGAAUAUUUAGAAGCACUAUUUCUGCUUAAUCUCGGCAUUCUAUCUAUUGGCACUUCAUAUGUUGUUGAAACACAACAGCAAGACACACUCACAAAUGUUUCAAUGUCCAUAGCUUUCAUCCUCUUUGUGAUAAUAAUCAGCUACCAUUUCUACCACUUCAUACUAAAGAGCACCAAGAUAUGGCUUAAGAUAAAGGGAGUCAUCAAAAACUUGAGAAUUGGUGCUGCAGACAAUAAGAAUCAACCACCUAACAAUGCCAUGGCAAUGCAUCAGCGUGCAGCCAAUGAUCAUGAUGAGCAAUUUAAAGCUGAGCAAAUAGAUCUAGACAUUGUGGACCCACCACCUUACACUGAUGGAGCAGUGGAAGAAGCUGACCCUGAUCGUUACAUCACUCCUCCCGUGAUCAGACUAGCCACGAGACCCGAACAGCUGAGACUAUCCUACAUGGAUGAGCUAGCCCCCCUCACCACAGAGGACUACAGACAAGCCCCUCCCCCUCCAAAAGUCAACCGUCGUCCUGUUGUUACAUACACAGAAAUCGGCCUUGUGCACAAUUAAGUGUGAACUGCCUUACUUGGUACAAUUUACAUGUGCAUGUACAGCUUAAAACAAUGUCAUUAAUUAGCUGAAUAGUUACAUGUACUAUAUAUGUAGCUGUUGUAUAAUUAUGUUAGAGAGAUAGGCUUUUUGUAGAAACAAAAACUGUUAUGAUUUGUUUUGAUACAACAGUCCCAUGUACACUAACAAUAAAAUCCCCACUGAAUUAUCACUCUCCUAUGCCUGAUCAUGCAGUAUAAUGUCUAUAAAAUUAUAUC
Halichondria panicea is the source of this 5313-nucleotide messenger RNA. RefSeq lists its product as uncharacterized. Lineage: Eukaryota; Metazoa; Porifera; Demospongiae; Suberitida; Halichondriidae. The transcript has 2 exons. Bases 131 to 5056 code for a protein of 1641 amino acids. The record is from RefSeq and is a predicted model, not a curated record.